GGGCACAUCACCCCCUCACUACUCGCAGCCCACUCCACGAGUCGUGGACCACGCCUCCCCUCUCUCCCCAGACAUCCUGCGCGAGCCCGUACCCCAGAAAAUCAAGGUGCCGCAGCUCGGGCUUUACGACGGAAAUUCGGAUCCCGACUCUCACAUCGGCCUUUACACGUCAUGGAUGGACCUGCACGGCGUGACAGACGCCCUACGCUGCCGAAUGUUUUCCCUGACCCUGGGACCAAAGGCGCAGAGAUGGUACCAUUCCUUGUAUCCGCACUCGAUCUGCACCUGGGGCCAGCUCAGGUCGGCGUUCCGAUCGCACUUCAUCGGAUCACAGAUCAGCCUGGCCCCCAAGGAAUCAAUCGCCAAUAUCGUCCAGGGCGAGGACGAGAGCUUGAAAGACUAUAUUGCUCGGUUCAACGACCGAGUCCAGAACAUGGAACAGUGCCACCCCGAGACCCUGCUCGUCUCCGUGCAGGCCGGGCUGAAGCCAAAAACCUUGUUCAAGUGGUCCUUGUGCCAAAACAAGCCAGCCACCUACCAGGAGUUCCUCGCCAAAGCCCAAAAUUACAUAAUGGCUGAGGAAUCCUCGUCCAUCCCGGUGCUGGACGCCACGUCAAGCAAAGACAAAAAUAAAGAUAAGUCGGGGAAACCCAGCAAGUCAUUUGCCGAGAUGCGGGCUAUGAGGAAGCAAAGGGCGGAAGAACUCAGAGAAAACUACCAGGGCGUCUUUUCGGUUGGUGCCGCCGCGGUCUAUGAGGAGAUCAAGGUGAAGGGCUUGCUGCCCGACCCGAAACCCAUGUUCACCGAUAAGGACAAGGUAGACCAGUCCCGGUAUUGCGCCUACCACAAGGCGCAUGGACACAACACAGAUCAAUGCCGAAAUUUGAUCGCGGCGCUGCUCAAGUUGAUAGACGACCCGCAAGUCAAGAAGUUCACUCGCCCCGGCGAGAAAAGAAAGAAAGGAGGCAGCUUCGGAGACGGCCUCGAUAGUGAUGAAGAUGCCGACGUGAACCCCCGGAGGAAAAAACCGCAGCAGGGCGCGCCCAACGAAAUCCUAACGUUCAGCCCGGUCCACCAAGGUGAGCCCAGCACCUCCGCAAGAAGAAAGAGAGACCGGUCCCCACGACCAGACACUGACCAGACUGAUCUUUUACCCCGACGCGUGAACACGAGCCGGGGUGAGUCCCUCAGGGGCACAAAGCGGGCCGAGCCCAUGGAUGAAGUCGAAAUCAUUUUCAUUGACGAAGAAACCUGCCAGAAGCAGCUUCGGAUCGGCAGCAGACUGCCGGCGCCGCUGAAGGCCGAACUGACCAGUUUCCUCCGAGAGAACGCAGACGUAUUUGCGUGGACCCACGAAGACAUGGUCGGCAUUGACCCGAAGGUCGCCUGUCAUAGGUUACAGGUCGACCCCACGGUUAGGCCGGUCGUUCAGAAGAGGAGGAAGCUGGGGCCGGACCGACAGCAAGCUCUGGAAGAAGAAGUGAUCAAGCUCAAGGACAACGACUACAUUCGGGAAGUCCGAUAUCCGACCUGGGUUGCCAACCCGGUACUGGUGAAGAAGGCCAGUGGAGCAUGGCGUCUCUGCAUCGACUUCUCUGACCUCAACAAGGCAUGCCCCAAAGAUAGCUACCCCUUGCCCCACAUUGAUUAUAUGGUGGAUGCCACCUCCGGGCACGAACUGAUGAGCUUUAUGGACGCAUAUUCCGGAUACAACCAGAUCCCGAUGCACCCAGAUGACGCCGAGCACACCUCUUUUUAUUCGGCGCGAGGACUCUACUGCUAUACAAUGAUGCCAUUCGGACUGAAGAAUGCCGGGGCCACAUACCAGCGCCUAGUCAACAAAAUGUUUGCUAGUUUGAUAGGUGUUAGUAUGGAAGUGUAUGUAGAUGACAUGUUAGUCAAGUCAGUGUAUGCGUCCGACCAUGUGAACGAUCUCAAUAAAAUGUUUUCUAUUUUGCGUGAUUACAACAUGAAAUUAAACCCUAAAAAGUGUACUUUCGGCGUCGGCUCGGGAAAAUUCUUGGGAUACAUCGUCAGCCAACGCGGCAUUGAUGCCAAUCCCGAAAAGAUCAAGGUCGUCCAGGACCUCCGACCGCCGACCUCAAUCAAAGGGGUACAAAGUCUGACCGGCAAGCUCGCCGCCCUCAUUCGAUUCAUUUCGAAGUCGACCGAUCGAUGUAAGCCGUUCUUCGACGCAAUCAAGAAAAACCACAAGUUCGAAUGGACCCAGGAAUGCCAGCAAGCGUUGGAAGCGAUCAAGGAGACCCUGAGCCGGGCUCCAACCAUGCAGAAACCUCGACCUGGGGAGACACUUUUUCUUUACUUGGGAGUUUCCGAUGUGGCGGUCAGCGCCGCCCUCAUCCGAGAGGACGGGUCUUCCCAACACCCCGUCUACUAUGUCAGCAAAGCACUCCACGAUGCCGAGCUGAGAUACCCGCCGAUGGAGAAACUUGCAUUCGCCUUAGUGAUUGCCGCACGGAAACUAAGACCGUACUUCCUCGAAUAUUCUAUAACAGUGCUCACCGCCUACCCGCUGAGGCAAAUCCUUCACCGACCAGACACGUCAGGUCGGAUGGUGAAGUGGGCAGUGGAGCUGGGGCAAUACGACAUCCAUUACCGACCCCGAACAGCAAUGAAGGGGCAGGUACUAUCGGACUUCAUAGCCGAAUUCACACCGGGACUCAGAGAAACGAGCGAGCAACCUUGGGUGAU
Molecule: messenger RNA, 2712 nt
Organism: Striga hermonthica
Lineage: Eukaryota; Viridiplantae; Streptophyta; Magnoliopsida; Lamiales; Orobanchaceae
Source: the annotation of a GenBank genome assembly